Guillardia theta CCMP2712 is the source of this 2457-nucleotide messenger RNA. RefSeq lists its product as hypothetical. Gene Ontology annotation, molecular function: protein binding. The record is from RefSeq and is a predicted model, not a curated record. The coding region runs from base 1 to 2457 and encodes 818 amino acids. NCBI's taxonomy places the organism in Eukaryota, Cryptophyceae, Pyrenomonadales, Geminigeraceae. The transcript has 4 exons.
AUGACAAUAUCUAUUCUUGCACGCAUUGUCUCGCGGUCAAACCUGCGCAACCUGUUUGACACGUGUGCGAAGAUGGGGAGCAGGACUGGAAUGCGGCCGAAACUUGAGAUCGAAGCGAACGCAGACAGUGCGAUCUCUUCUCAGAGAGCAACACGAGCAAGGAAGAAGUCCCUGGAGCAGGAGAACGUCGCUGGCUCUCUCCUCCUCGACCACGAGUCGUCGUCGCCGGAGGUUUCCGACGGUUCGGGAAGAACGAAGAAGGCGAAGGCGAACGAUCCGGCAGCAGACAUGAAGGCUGAACAACAAGUGAGGAAGGACAGCAACAAGCCGAAGCUGGAGCACCUGAUCAUCCCUGAAGACUCUCUGACUACUGUCGAGGUCAUGACGCCGCACAACGUCGGAGCGACUAAGGGGCCGGCGGUGUUCAUGGCAAUGGUGGAUGAGUCCUCGCCCUCCCGGCUGCAGUCAGUUGAGUCGAUCCUCGCUGACUUCAAGACGGAGGAGGAGAGGAGGAGGGCGGUGAACGAGGCGGAGGAGCACGGGUACACGGCCCUGAUGCGCUGCUCCUUCGUGGAGGAGGAGCGAGUUUGCGGUAUGCUGCUGGAGGCGAAGGCCGAUGUCCUCCAAAGGGACCUGCGGGGCAACAACAGCCUGCAUUGGGCAGCGUUCACGGGCAACGAGGGCGUGAUGGGCCUGCUGCUGGGUCAGAGGAAGGGAGGAGGAGGAGUGGACGACGCGAACGCUGCCGGGGAGACUCCGAUGCACAUCGCCUCCUGCAAGGGGCACGAGAAAGUUUGCGUCCUCCUCCUUCAGCACGGGGCUGAUCCAAGGAGGAGGAACCUGAGGUUUCAGACGCCACUGGACGUUGCUGCGGUGGACAACGCGUCCUCCUCCUCCUCCUCCUCCUCCUCUUCGUCCACGAGCAUGGCGAAGGGGGGGAAACUCGCGAUGAGAGUGAGCUGUGCGGCGAGGAAGAGGGUGCGAAAGGCGAUCCUGAGCUACGACAAGGACCAUGGAGGAGGGGGAUGCCGAGUGCUCGUCGUGCAUCACGACGACUGUCUCGAGCACCACACCAAGGUCGGUCAUCAGGAGGCGCCGGAUCGGGUGCGGGCGAUCCUGGCGAAGCUGAGGUCGACGAGGGGAGCGGACAAGUUCGAGGACUACGAGCUGAGCAUCGACUGCUCCUUCGAGCCUGCAAGGGAGGAAAGCGUGCUGAGGGUCCACUCACGAGCCUACGUGAGUUUCGUCAGGGAGCUGUCGGAGCAGGUCGCGUCCUCGGAGGGCCCGGUGCCCUUCACUCCGAGAGUCCAGACGGCACUGGCGAGCAGCGGAACGAGAGGAGGGUGGGAGACUGCGGACGGGGAGGGAGACACUUUCUUCUCCAAGGGGAGCUACCGGGCUGCGCUGCGGGCAGCGGGAGGGGUGUGCCAUGCUAUCGACCAGGUGGUGCGGGGGAAGGCGAGGGCAGCGUUCUGCUGCGUCCGGCCGCCCGGGCAUCAUGCGGGGAAGGACGGGCUGAUCAAGGACUGUAUCUCGUGCGGGUUUUGCAUCUUCAACAACGUGGUGGUGGGAGCGGUACAUGCGAUCGAGACGUACGGGGAGAAGGCGAGGAGGGAGAGGAGGCUCAGGAAGAGGAGUGACACAACGAAAGAAGUGAAGGAGGAGGAAGGGAAGGAGAAGGGAGGUGAGGAAGUGAAGGAUGAGGUGGAGGAGGGACAGGAGGUGAAAGAGGAGGUUGAUGAUGGGGAGGUGAAGGUGAAGGUUGAGCAGAGCGAUGGGAAAGAGGAGGAGGAUCAGACAGGAAAACAGACUAAGAAAGAUCAAGUUGGAGGAGCAAACAAGGAGGGUCGGGAGCAGGAGGACGACGAGGACGAGGACGAGGACGAGGACGAGGAGCGUGUGGUGAUCCGCAAGGUGGCGAUCGUCGACCUCGAUGUGCAUCACGGGAACGGGACGGAGGAGCUGGUAAGGCUGAGGUCGCGGCAGCAUCCCGACGAGAUGUUCUUCUUCUCCAUUCAUCUCUUCCAGCCGCAGCACACGGGGAUCCCGGAGGCGUACGAGUUCUACCCGGGGACAGGAGGAGGAGACAUCGUCCAAGACAACGUCGUCAACGUGCCCAUCUACCCUUGCUGGUGUGUUGAGGGCAACGGGCCGUCCAAGAGGACGAGGGUGGCGAGCAAGAGGGAACCGGGGGAAGGAGGAGGAGCUUGCAGCGUGCUGCCAGGGUGGGCGGGGCAGGAGAUGUUCAAGCGUUGCCAUGGGAGGAACUACUUCCGUUCGCAGAUCCAGCACAAGCUUCUCCCUACCUUGAGAGCUUUCUCGCCGGACCUGAUCAUCCUCUCCAUGGGAUUUGAUGGAGCAGAAGGAGACGUGGGGAACGCGAACCUUUGGCUGGACAACAUGCCGGGAGGACUCGACCUGACAUGCGAGGUAGGAAGAGAGGAGCGAGAGGAUUGA